Molecule: messenger RNA, 831 nt
Organism: Phalaenopsis equestris
Lineage: Eukaryota; Viridiplantae; Streptophyta; Magnoliopsida; Asparagales; Orchidaceae
Product: putative nuclease HARBI1
Exons: 2
Coding region: 42-401 (119 amino acids)
Source: RefSeq, a predicted model, not a curated record
UCAAUUCAAUUCCUUUACAAAUUGCAAAUGACCCCCGGUACAUGCCAUUUUUUAAGGAUUGCAUUGGAGCUAUUGAUGGAACACACGUCGAUGCACGAUUAAAUAGUGAAGAAAGAGUUGCGUACAUAGGCCGAUGCGGCGCCCCAACACAAAAUGUUAUGGCCGUAUGUGAUUUUAAUAUGUGCUUUACCUUUGUCAUGGCUGGAUGGGAAGGAAGCGCUCACGAUAGUCGUGUUUUCAAGUUCGCUACCAGAAACUUGAGACAUGGAUUUCCAUACCCACCUACGGGUAAAUACUAUUUGGUUGAUGCUGCAUAUCCGUUACAAAGGGGAUAUCUGAAGCCCUAUCCAGAUACGAAGUACCACAUUCCUGAUUUUGAAAGAUCUAGUGGUGUCACAUGAGGCAAAAAAGAAGUUUUUAACAAAAGACACUCUUCAUUGCGUGGGGUAAUUGAAAGAGCGUUCGGAGUGUGGAAGAAGAAGUGGGUCAUAUUACGGGAUAUGCCGUCCUACCCUUUUCCAAAACAAGUACAAAUAGUUGUUGGUACCAUGGCGCUACACAAUUUCAUCCGACGCCACCCUUCCAGAUCGGAUGCGGAGUUUGCCAUUUUAGAAGAUGAUUCAGUGGAAAUCCCACAUGAAGCUUUUGAAUAUCACUUGGGACGUCCGAUGCCUGAAGAGUUUGCUUCAGAAGAUGCAUGCACUCGAGAGGGUGAAGGUGCAUCAGAGAUGACAAGUUUACGAGAACAAAUAGCAGAUGAUAUCCUCCUGUCAUGAUAAUUUUUUUUCCUAUCAUGUUGAAUUAGCUUAAUAGACAUGUACCAGUUACUGC